AUGGACGCAAAAUCUGCGAAACACGAGCGGCAUGCUACGGAUGAGUUUAUGGUAGGUAAAAAGUGUAAACUGGAUGUCAGCUAUUUUGCUGUUUGUCUUAGAAUAGUAAUGAAUAUAUCACUACCACCACCUAUAUACAUUUACAAUGAAACCGGUUUUAACGAAAUGGUCAAACAAUUACGUGAUGACAGUGUUAUUGGAUUUGAUUGUGAACGAGAGUCGACCACAUUUGAAUCAUCAACAGUGUUAUUACAAAUAUCAACAAGAAAAGUGGAUUUUAUCGUUUUCACAGCUGACAUUGAUGCAAUAACAGUUUGCGGUUUAAACGAUAUAACAAGUGACAAUAAUAUUUUAAAAAUCAUACAUGACUGCAGACAAGAUGCGAAACAUUUAUAUUUGGAUUUUGGAUUUAAAUUUAACAACAUUUUUGAUACACAAGCAGUCGCUGAAUGCUUGAAAGAAACAUCCAAGUAUUCAGAUUUAUUACAAAGAUAUUGUGGUAUUGAUGUGUCGUAUUUAAAAAAAAAAUAUCAAAGAUAUGACUGGUCACAACGACCGUAUGAACCUUGUGCACUUUUAUACGCACAACUAGAUUCGCACUUUCUUAUCGAUGUGCAUCAAAAACUUGUUGAAGCAGUUGACAAUUCAGACGAUUCAAUUGCAUUACAGAUAAAAAUUAAAGCUGAAACCACAAAACGAUUGACCCAAAUGCAUCAGCCACGACGCUACAAAAAUAAAUGUGGUCAUAUCUUAAAUAUGCACAAACACACGUUCACUGACAGUCAAAAAGAAAUAUUUCAACGUGCCCAUUUAUGGCGUUAUGAUUUAUCAAAAUCGCUUGGAAUUUCGGAAAGGCACAUUUGUAUUGCCAAUUCGUACCUUGAUUUAUUUAAUCGAAUCAUGCAGCAUUUGAUUAAAGAUGAACAGUUAUUAGAAUUACAAAAAAUUUUAUUUUCGUUGAAUUCCAACUCAACAACAACAGUAGGUGAAUGUAAACCAGAGUCAGAUAAUUGGCAGCAAAAUUGUACUUAUGCCGCAGAACAAAAUGGAGAAGUAAUACUGGUAGAAGAUUACACUCGUGAUGAAGACUUUCUCGCGCGUGAUGCGCUUGAGGAUGAACUUGACGUUCCAGAAUAUCAAACAAGAGCAAAUGAACAUGACUACGCUCCCGAUGAGCCGAAGGUAAGUUUUUCGUUUCAGAUGGAACAAGAUUAUAAUGAAGAAUUUCUCGCGUAUGAUACGCUUGAGAAAGUACCUGAACUGGUACCAGAAAGAAAACGUGGAAGAAAACGAAAUCGAAAAAUUAAUUUUAAUUUGUUCAUUUGCAGUUUGCACUGGAAUUGUCAUGUUAGACAAAUCGUGCAAAUGUUUACAUUACGUAAAUAUCCGAAACCGAAAGUAAAUAUGAUUCUGGAUAAAAACGGCGACUUCACCGGAUUGGCAUAUGUUUACAUACCAAACAAUAUUUUAUCGAAAUUACUUGAUGACCACUUUCGGCGACCGUUCUGCAUUACGAAAAAUCAUCCGUUAAAAAUGCGACGUAUGAUACACAGCAACGACAAACUGAUUCAGUGCACAAUAUCGUAUCAAAUCAAAAUUAUUUUUGCACCACUAUGUAAUGGUAUUUCGCGCGAUAUUGUACAAGACUGGUUUAAUUUUUUUGGAAAAAUUAUUCAUGUCAAUACGUUUUAUUGUCAAAAUUUAGAACGAACGGUGGCCAUUAUUACAUAUGAAAACCAUGAUUCAGUGGAUAGAAUUAUCGCUUCUCACCCACCUCUCGAUCCACUAUUUAUUGAACAUGCCGAAAAAUUGGAAAAAUUGAAAGAAAAUGAUGAACGGCUGGUGAUCCAUCAAAAAAGAAUUGAACGAGCAAAACAAACACGCCAUUUAUACCAUCAAAGAAAACAUGACGUGAGUAGCUAUUUACUCUCAUUUCAAAAAGUACUUGAAAUGAAAGCCAAAAAAAUCAGUACUGAAUUUGAAAACGUUUUGAUCUAUCCAGGUGAAUUUCACAUAAUGAAAAACAUGAUGAUCUUGGUAUGGGACGUAUUACAAGGGACUGGAAUUGAAGAUAUCAUUGGCGAACUGUAUAAAGCAGCAGCUCUACGUUCUAUUUUAAAUGUUCAUCAUUUCAACAAAUCGCUGAGAAGUUGCAAAUUGAUUUAUACCGCACUAUCAAUUUUGAUAAUGGAGGAAUUUUUGAAAACAUCGCCAUCAACUGCCAAAAUCAAGUCGAUGAUAGCGAAAGCGCCAAAUGAGCAUGAAGAUCGGACAAGUGAAUUACAAUUCCAAUGGUUCCAAAAUGUUUUGGACGAAAUGAGAACUGAAGACUUAGCUAAUGCAUUUGCUGCAUGGGCAGUUGGUCGCAGCCAACAGAAUUUAACGUUCAAAUUUUGGUAUUUCGUGUUGGAACAUCUAUUCAAACCAUUAAUGGAAUUAUACAUGUCAAUCAGAACAUCUAACUUUUCAACACGUAAUUCAUCGUUAAGUAAAAUUGCACCGUUAUUCUUUGCCAAUAAUCAUCGAAAUUACGCACGUUUAUUUGCACAACAUUUUGUCGAUUUACGAUCGUGCUCGAAGUAUCUUCUGGAACGUUUAGAGCGUUCAUUUGCCGUUAAUCGCACAAACCGUCCAUUCUCUUCGAUAGCAAUGGAUCAAACGAUUGAAUGCACCAUAAAUAAAGUAGGAAAAGGAUACGGGGGUAUAUCCGGUCGAUUUGAUGAACAAUCGAUUGAUACUUGGACAAAAUCAUUUGCCUUUCGGGCGUUAUUGUCAACAGUUACAUGCGAGAUAGCUAGUUUAGAAACAUCAAAAAAUGAAAUUGCUUCACAUCUCGAAUGUCAACCGAAUCGUUCCGCAAUAGAUAACAAAGAUUUAACCACAAUAAUAUCGAAAUUAAGACCAGAGAAGUUGUUUGAAUCCGAAAAUCAACAUUGUAGAAAACUGUUAUCUGGGAAAAUUAUACAUGAGGAUAUAGUUGACAACAUCUGUUCGUCAUUUGAAAAAGGUCUGGAUGCUUUAAAAACAUACACCCAAGAACGAUUAGUCACUAAGUCUGUUGCAUUGGAUCUAAUCGAAUUAUUUUCAUACGAAUAUACUGAUACACCGCUAUCUUUAUGUGACAAAGAUAAUUUUGAGUUGAUAAAUCAACAAAAUAAAGCUAGUGCAAUGGAUUUUAUGAAAGAAAAAUUUUCCACAUGUUUUACCGGUAGUUAUCAAACAAACUAUGAUCAGUGCGCAUUGGUCAUUGAUGGAGGAAGUCUACUUGAAAUUAUGCCUUCGUCGAAAACUUCAACAGUACAUGAUUAUGCCGUACAAUUAUUACAAAAUGUUAUUAUUCAACAAUUAAAAUCGUUUCAACGCAUCGAUAUUGUGUUCGACUCGAGUGACAGUAAAGCUGUGAAGGCGUUCACAAAACGUCACGCGAAUAAUAAGUCAAACAAUAAAUAUGAUUUGAAGAAGGAUGAUCGGUUAGCUACAAAAUAUUGUGAAUACCAUGAUUUCGUACAUCAGAAUCGUGCAAUAUUAGCAAAAUGUGUAUUGGAAUGUUGGCAAGAACCUGCAUUGGUAAACUUGCUACCGGAACGUACAGUUUUGGUAGUAGCAGGACCUGCUGUGGAAGCUGUGCGGUUACAAAAGAAUCUCCCACCUGAAACAGUCGACGAAUUGGAAGCAAACCAUGUCGAAGCUGAUACACGAAUGAUGCUACAUAUACAGGCAAUUCAGUCGACCUACAUUUUUAACAAAGUUGUGAUUCAAGCAAGCGAUACUGAUGUUGUACUGUUAUCCGUCGCUUACGCAAAAAUUAUCGGUCUCGAUUCAUUAGUCGUUAAGUGUUUUAACACAACAACCAAAGUGUUCACUUAUGUUGAUAGCAUGCGGAUGGCUGAAGAAAUAAUCGAGAAAUAUCGUUUUGAUCCAAUCUUAUUGAUUAUUUUGCAUGCAUUAUCCGGUUGCGAUACAACAUCGUUUGUCCGCAACAUCUCGAAAAAGACUUUUUUCCACACGUUUUUCGCUCAUCCACCCGACUUUGACGAAAUCGCAAAUUUUCAGUCGUUUCCAAUCAUAACCGAUGCAGUAUUUGCAGCAGAAAAACUCUUUAUCGCUUGUUAUACUCGUAGUCAUACAUCGAGCGCUGCGGAAUUUUCUCAGACAGCAAGCAGACACUACAUUUCUCCUGACGAAUUACGUUCUUCUUUUGCUCUAAAAUCGUUCAAGCAACACAGUAAAAAUAUUGUAUUAAACUUGCCCCCAACAACAGACGCGUUCCAUCAACAUUGUUUGAGAGCGGCCAUGCAGAUAAAUAUCUGGCUACACUGUUUUGAUCAAUACAUUCAAUAUCCUUCAUUCACAAACAAUGGUUUCGAAUUGAUUGACAACAAGCUGAAAAUAAAAUGGAUGUCAAAAUCAGCAAAACCAAAUAGUGCAAGUUUAUCAUCAUGUGCAUGCCGUACGAGCGGAUGCAAACGUUGUAAAUGUGGAAAAAAUGGCUAUUCUUGUACAGUUUAUUGCCGGUGUGCGAAUGAAACUUGUGGAAAUCGAUCCAGUAUAAAUCUGACUUCUAGCUUUUUACUUGAUAACCUGGUAAGCAACUGAGCUACUCCUUUUAUAUCAGCAUUAUUCUUUUGUUCCUUUUAAGUCGUCAAGAGCAACUGAUACACAAUCUCAAAUAUUGUCCAUUAGGACUGUAGACACGGAACAUAGUUUAGAAAAUAAAU
Molecule: messenger RNA, 4718 nt
Organism: Didymodactylos carnosus
Lineage: Eukaryota; Metazoa; Rotifera; Eurotatoria; Philodinida; Philodinidae
Source: the annotation of a GenBank genome assembly